UUGUGUUUUUCCAUUUCCAUGUGUUUAGCACAUGUUGUCGAAUGUAAAAUCAAUUUUGCGUUUAAAUAAUUUUUAUUCAUUGAUUAAGAAGAUAUUACCCAAAAUGACUGAAUCAGUGAUAAGUGUUGAAAGAAAUAAAGAACUUGAAAGUGUUGAUAAUCUUAUAUACAUUGAUAAAACUCCUUUCACUGCGGUAACUGAAGGAAAGGCUGAAGUUCUCUUCCCAAGUUCCCAUGAUGUUUUCUACAAUCCUGUUCAAGAAUUCAAUCGUGAUUUAAGUAUUGCUGUUUUGAAACAAUUUGCUAGAGAUCCGCCCAAAACAAAGUCUAAAGCCAAGCUAGCGAAUUCUUCAGAGAAUUCCGAUACACCCGGAAUUUCUGUUUUAGAAGCAUUAUCAGCCUCAGGAUUAAGGGCAAUACGCUUUGCUAAGGAAGUGCCAAACCUCAGUAAAGUUAUAGCUAAUGAUCGUGAUACACAAGCAUAUUUAAGUAUACAGAGAAAUGUGAAACAUAAUAAAGUGGAAAAUAUUGUCCAAGCCACUAAUGAAGAUGCUUCUUUAAUAAUGUAUAAGAAUCGAAGCUAUAAAGACAGAUUUGAUGCAAUAGAUCUUGAUCCUUAUGGUACAGCUGCUCCCUUUUUAGAUGCUGCAGUGCAAAGUGUCAAAGAUGGUGGGCUUUUAAUGAUUACAUGUACAGAUAUGGCCAUUUUAUGUGGCAAUGGCGUCGAAGCAUGUCAUGCCAAAUAUGGAGCAGUUUCAGCAAAAAUUGGAAGUUGCCAUGAAAUGGCUUUAAGGAUUCUUUUGCAGUCAAUUGAAUCACAUGCAAAUAGAUAUGGAAGGUACAUAGUUCCACUUCUGUCUUUAAGCGUGGACUUUUAUGUUCGGGUUUUUGUGCAAGUAUUUACAAGUCCAGCUACUGUUAAAGAAAGCAUUUGUAAAUUGUCAAUGGUUUUUGUUUGUUCUGGAUGUGGAUCGUUUUAUUUGCAACCUGUAGGCACUAAAACCAUAACUCCCCAUGGGCAAAAAUAUACUCCUAGUGUUGGACCCCCGAUAGACAGGAAAUGCAGUAUAUGUGGGCAUUCUUCCUUUAAAAUGUGUGGUCCUAUUUGGUCUCAUAAAUUACAUGAUAAAGUUUUCAUUCAGAAAACAGUACAGCAUAUAGAAGAAGAAAGUAGUCUUUAUAAUACUUCAAAAAGAAUGGUAGGGAUGCUUAAUGUAGUCCUAGAGGAAUUGGAAGACUUUCCAUUAUUUCACCGUAUUGAACAGUUAUCUAGCAUUCUUCAUGUUAAAGCUCCCUCUAGUAAUGAAAUUAGGUCUGCAGUUUUGAAUGCUGGUUAUCAAGUUUCUUUAUCCCAUACUUCACCAACUUCAUUAAAAACCGAUUCCCCACCAGAAGUUAUAUGGGACAUCAUGAGAGCUUGGGCAAAUAUGUAUCCUGGGAAAAAAACAUUUGAACUUGAACCUUCAAAAACCAUUAUGUCCAAAGAAUCCAGCAUAGAAGUUUCAUUUAAACUUCAUCCAGAUGCUGAACCCAAAUCUCGAUGUAACAAUCUUUUAAGGUUUCAAAUAAACCCAGCUCCAAAUUGGGGUCCUAAAUGUAGAGCUACCACCAGUGUGAAUAAUGAUAAGCUGGAAAAGACCCGAUCCAAGCAGAAAUCUAAACGCAAAGAGAAAGCUGAAGAAAAUCACAAAGAAAAUGUAAAAAGAAUGAAGGGUGAAGAAAACAAUGAAAUAUCCUCAGAAAAUUGUAAAUAAUCGCUUGUAAAUAAAUAGCUUAUUUUUUUA
This is a messenger RNA of Argiope bruennichi, 1783 nucleotides long. RefSeq names its product tRNA (guanine(26)-N(2))-dimethyltransferase-like (gene Trm1). Gene Ontology annotation, molecular function: RNA binding. The transcript has 15 exons. Gene Ontology annotation, biological process: tRNA N2-guanine methylation. The coding region runs from base 32 to 1753 and encodes 573 amino acids. NCBI's taxonomy places the organism in Eukaryota, Metazoa, Arthropoda, Arachnida, Araneae, Araneidae. Gene Ontology annotation, cellular component: nucleus. The record is from RefSeq and is a predicted model, not a curated record.